Messenger RNA from Linderina pennispora, 3582 nucleotides. RefSeq names its product carbamoyl-phosphate synthase. The transcript is spliced from 2 exons. NCBI's taxonomy places the organism in Eukaryota, Fungi, Kickxellomycota, Kickxellomycetes, Kickxellales, Kickxellaceae. The coding region runs from base 1 to 3582 and encodes 1193 amino acids. The record is from RefSeq and is a predicted model, not a curated record. Gene Ontology annotation, cellular component: cytoplasm; cytosol. Gene Ontology annotation, biological process: UTP biosynthetic process; L-citrulline biosynthetic process; 'de novo' pyrimidine nucleobase biosynthetic process. Gene Ontology annotation, molecular function: dihydroorotase activity; ATP binding; metal ion binding.
AUGCUCGCUGCUCGUACUACCAUUUCCAAGGCUGCGCUGCUCACGCGGCAGCUCGCUACUUCCAAGCUGGGCAAGACGGCCAGCAAGCCGAUGCGCGCAUACUCGCGGCUGGCAUCGGCUGGGGCGGCACUGGCAGCGGCCAGCCAGCCCAUGAUCGGGGCUCGCGCGCAGUACGUCGGGCGCCGCAACUUUAGCGGAGCCCAGGUCCACCACUCGAACGACGCGGUGUCGGCGGCGUCGGCGCUGGCGCGAACUGGCGCCAAGCUCGAUGUCAAGAAGGUGCUCGUUGUUGGGUCGGGUGGACUCAGCAUUGGGCAGGCGGGCGAGUUUGACUACUCGGGCUCGCAGGCCAUCAAGGCGCUGAAGGAGUCGAACAUUGAGACGGUGCUGGUGAACCCGAACAUCGCCACAGUGCAGACGUCCCACGAGCUGGCGGACCACGUCUACUUUUCGCCGGUGACGCCGGAAUACCUGGCGCAGGUCAUCGAGAAGGAGCGGCCGGACGGCAUCAUGCUGGCGUUCGGCGGACAGACGGCGCUCAACUGCGGAGUGCAGCUGGACAAAAUGGAGGUGCUGGACAAGUUCAAGGUGCGGGUGCUGGGCACGUCGGUGCGCACGCUGGAGCUGUCGGAGGACCGCGAUCUGUUUGCCAGCGCGCUGAAGGACAUUGGGAUUCCGGUAGCGCAGUCGACGGCGGUCAACACAGUGCAGGAUGCGCUGGACGCGGCGCAGCAGAUCGGGUACCCGGUGAUUGUGCGGUCGGCGUAUGCGCUGGGCGGGCUGGGGUCAGGAUUCGCAGGCAGCGAGGCGGAGCUGCAGGCGCUGGCGAGCCAGAGUCUGUCGCUGUGCCCGCAGAUUCUUGUCGAAAAGUCGAUGCGGGGGUGGAAGGAGGUCGAGUACGAGGUGGUGCGUGAUGCGCAGGACAACUGCGUGACGGUGUGCAACAUGGAGAACUUUGACCCGCUGGGCAUCCACACCGGCGACUCGAUCGUGGUGGCGCCGAGCCAGACGCUGAGCGACGAGGAGUACCACAUGCUGCGCACGGCUGCGAUCAAGAUUGUGCGGCAUAUGGGCGUCGUCGGCGAAUGCAACGUGCAGUAUGCGCUGAACCCGGAGAGCCUGGAGUACUGCGUGAUUGAGAUGAACGCGCGACUGAGCCGCAGCUCGGCGCUGGCGUCCAAGGCCACGGGGUACCCGCUGGCGUUUGUGGCGGCCAAGAUUGGGCUGGGGUGGACGCUGCCGGAGCUGCAGAACAGCGUGACGACGACAACGACGGCGUGCUUUGAGCCGAGCCUGGACUAUGUGGUGACCAAGAUCCCGCGGUGGGACCUGAGCAAGUUCAACCAUGUGAGCCGCGACAUUGGAUCGUGCAUGAAGUCGGUGGGCGAGGUGAUGGCAAUUGGCCGCACGUUCGAGGAGAGCCUGCAGAAGGCGAUCCGGUCGGUGGACCCUGGGUUUGCGGGGUUUGCGCCGCUGGCCGAGUGCAUUCCGGCGAGCGAGCAGGAGCUGGAGCGCAUGCUGGCGAACCCCACCGACAGACGGCUGUUCUACCUGGCGUAUGCGAUGAUCGAGCGCGGGUACACGGUGGACCGCCUGCAUGACAUCACCAAGAUCGACAGGUGGUUCCUGCACAAGCUGGACAACAUCUGCAAGGUGCACCGGGCGCUGAAGGACCCGCACCAGACGCUGCAGAACCUCAACCGCAACGCACUGGAGAUGGCCAAGCGCACGGGGUUCUCUGACCAGCAGAUCGCCAAGCUGCUGUCGGCUGGCGGCAAGGGCAGCGUCAGCGAGGACAGCGUGCGUGGGCUGCGCGCGCAGUACGGGCUGCGGCCGUUUGCCAAGCGCAUCGACACGCUGGCAGGAGAGUUCCCGGCGCCGACCAACUACCUCUACAUGACAUACAACGCGUCAACAGAUGAUGUCAAGUUUGACGAGCACGGCACGAUGGUUCUGGGCUCAGGAGUGUACCGCAUCGGGUCGUCGGUGGAGUUCGACUGGUGCGGGGUGUCGGCGAUCCGUGCGCUGCGGGCGCUGGGGCACAAGACGGUGAUGGUCAACUACAACCCAGAGACAGUGUCGACGGACUUUGACGAGUGCGACCGCCUGUACUUUGACGAGCUCAGCUACGAGCGGGUGCGCGACAUCUACGAGGCGGAGCAGGCCAAGGGGGUGGUGGUCAGCGUGGGCGGGCAGCUGCCGCAGAACAUUGCGCUGCGCCUGCACCAGAACGACGUGCGGGUGCUGGGAACGGCACCGGAGAUGAUUGAUGCGGCGGAGGACCGGUACCGGUUCAGCAAGAUCCUGGACGACAUCGGCGUGGACCAGCCGGCGUGGAAGGAGCUGACCAGCGUGGGCGAGGCCGAGCAGUUUGCGGAGGCGGUCGGAUAUCCGGUGCUGAUCCGGCCGUCGUAUGUGCUGUCGGGGGCGGCGAUGAACGUCGCAUAUGACGCGGCAGCGCUGCGCAGCCACCUGGAGCUGGCGGCGUCGGUGAGCCCCGAGCAUCCGGUGGUGGUGACAAAGUUCAUCCGUGGGGCGCGCGAGCUUGACAUUGAUGCAGUGGCGCACCAGGGCGAGCUUUUGGUGCAUGCGGUCAGCGAGCACGUGGAGGACGCAGGGGUGCACUCUGGAGACGCGUCGCUGAUCCUGCCACCGGCGAAUCUGAGCGCGUCGGUGAUGGAUCGCGUCAAGGAGAUCGGGCAGAAGGUGGCUAAGGCGCUGGAGAUUUCUGGCCCUUUCAACAUGCAGAUCAUCAUGCAGAAGAACCCCGACAACGCCGGCUCUCCGCUGCUCAAGGUCAUCGAGUGCAACCUGCGGGCGUCGCGGUCGUUCCCGUUUGUGUCCAAGGUCACCGAUGUCAACUUUGUGGACUGCGCAGCACGGGCCAUCGUCGGCGAGGGAGUGCCGGCGCCGCGCGACCUGAUGAAGGGCGCCAGCGCGUGGCCGUACACAGCGAUCAAGGUGCCGCAGUUCUCGUGGACGCGCCUGGCGGGGGCCGACCCGUUCCUGGGCGUCGAGAUGUCGUCGACGGGCGAGGUUGCGUGCUUUGGCAAGACGCCAGAAGAAGCGUAUCUGGUGUCGCUGCUGUCAACCAACGGGUUCCGUCUGCCGCGUCCCGGCAAGGCCGUGUAUGUCGGCAUCGACGACCUGACCGAGCCGCGCAUUGUGCAGAAAGUGGCCAAGCACUUCAGCGACGCCGGGUACCCGAUCCUGACGGACGAGCCGGCGACGGCGGAUCUGCUGGUGCUGGGCGGAGUGCCCAGCGUCGACGUGGUCCGGUUCGACUACGAGGACCGACGCACGCUGCGCGACGCGGUGGCCAAGAGCAGCAUCGACCUGGUGGUCAACCUGGCCAAGCACCGGCCGGCCGACAAGAGCAACACCAGCUAUGCGAUGCGGCGCAUGGCGGUUGAUUUCGGGCUGCCGCUGAUCAACGACCAGCGCUGCGCUGAGAUGCUGGUUGAUGCGUUGGCCGCCCUGCCUGAGGGCACAGCGACGACGCUAUACGGCAAGGCCAAGCUGAACAUUGAGACACCGGUGGAUGUCAAGCGCUGGAGCGACUACCUUGGCAUGCGCAAGUGA